Molecule: messenger RNA, 2493 nt
Organism: Corapipo altera (White-ruffed manakin)
Lineage: Eukaryota; Metazoa; Chordata; Aves; Passeriformes; Pipridae
Exons: 6
Coding region: 1708-2352 (214 amino acids)
Source: RefSeq, a predicted model, not a curated record
CAUCAGGGAGGAGGAGGAGGUUGUGCAUGGAAAGGGCUCAUGGUUUUUGCUAUCACUGACUUGGUCUUACUGAGUUCUUUUAGUGACCUGCCCAUUUCCCCGCUGUCCUAAUUGGAAUGUAGAGAAUUCUCCUAAUUGAGCAAAGAAUCCCAUUUCCUAAGGGCAAUCCAGGCAAGCCUUGUACUUAUGUGCAGUACACCCGGGUCAGGAUGGCUCCUGUCCAUCCUCUGCACCAGAGACUUUGGAAGGUGACCGCAGGGCUUGCCUUGCUCCAGGAUCCGUGGAUCCACCAUCUCCGAGAUAUGUGGAAAGGUUCACCUCGUGUUCAGUCACCUUCAUCAGUGCCAGCAAACAUGAGAACUAGAAUAGGAAUGAAAGGGAAGGAAGCAACAAGUACGUGUUGUUGUGCAGUUGUGAGGUGAGAGGAGAGGAAGCCUCCAGUGCAGAGAGGAAGUUGAACAUCAGAAAGACUGUGGGAAGAGAUGAAAGGGUCAGGAGGGGAGAGCAAGAGAGAACAGAGCCUCUUGCUUCUCAUUGUUGUGGAUCUUGUACCACAAGAAUCUAGUUUUCUGACCCUCUCAUCAGUAAAUACCCUGCUGAUGUUACUGUUUCCUCAGGUGGGUUGUUUUCCAGAUGAGACCUCAGCUGUGCUUCAGCCUGGACAUUCCACUGGGUGAUGGAGAAGAGCUCCAGUGCACACCCUUUCCCCCAGGAGACACACGUGGCUGGGCUGUGUGUGCCUGGCAGGUGUAGGGGCUGGUUACUGUGAGGGGAGUAAAUGGCAGGUGGGAGCAGGUUUUGCUCUGAACACAGACGAGGAAGAGUGAUGGCAGGCAGUGGGGAGCAGCAGAGAUUGUCCACACAGAGACUGGGGACACAGAGGGGCCUGCACCUGCAGCCUGUGCUACCCAUGUCCCAUUGGUGGCAGGGGUGACACAAACUGUCUGGCCUGGUGGGCAUUCCUGUCCUGGUGUCUGUCCUGCCAGAGGUGGCAGGAGGAUACAAGGGGCUGCCUGCAGCACCCUGUCCCUGCAGGGCAGGAGCUGGGGUCUGGAUGCUCAUGGCCAGAGCAGGGGGCAGGGGGCUGCAGCGGUCCCUGCCUGGCUGGGGCUUGUACAUCCCACAACCAGAACAUUGUGACCAAGCCCAUCCCCGUGUUGAAUUGGGUGGCUGGGGGCUGGCAGGGUGUGCGGGUCCCCCCCACCUGAGCUCAGCAAGGACACUAGAUGGGUGUGGACAUCACCCUGUCCCCCCCUGUGAUGGCAGCGCUGCCUCCUCCAAGGGCUGCAUUUCCUGGUGUAAAACAAAACAGAUUUGGUGGUGCUGUAGGAAACUGGGGAAGCCCUUUUUCCCCUCACCUGCCUGUGCCAGCAGCAGAGAACUGCUGGGCCGGGCCCUUGGGCACUGGGAAAGGGCCAUCAGCAGUUCCUGGAUACAUUACUUGGGGCUCAGGGCCAAGGGUAUGUGGUCAGGAUGAAACCGGAGGAGGAAUCAAGCGGAGUGGAGAUAAGAAUUGGGCUGAAGCAAGAGAAGGGGAAGCCUGUGAGCACAGAGAGAACUGUCUGGCUGAGUGUGAGGAGGGGAGCUCCCAGCAGGGCUUCAGCUCAUCUCAGCUGAGCAGGGACCCUCAAGCUGCAGGAGAGACGGGAACCUCCUGGCUGAUCCCACCAGGCACCCAGCAUCAUCACCACGAGGCUGUUGGAAAUCAUGGAGAUCCAGCUGACCAGUGGCUUUCUGUCCUUAUUGUUCCUCAUCUGGCUGCCAACUGGGACAAUCAGCCAGACAGAAAAGUCAGACAUCAGGCAGUGUAAGCUUGAAAUCUGGUCAAAGAAUCUCACAGUGCAUGUGAAGUGGUACGAACCUAAAGGUCUGGAGUCGUGGAAUCAAACCAACACCAUGGCUCCGGGAGAAAACUGUACGAAUCUCAUCAGCCCCUGCAUGAGUGCAGCCCACGUGGGAACCUGUGAGUUUAGCAUCUCCAUCACAAGAAUAAAUUCAACAGACACUGGAAAUGGCACACAGGAGACAGUUCCCAGGUGUUGCCUUGCAGGACUUCAGACCAAUGUCACAGAGGAGAAGAUCUGGACAGGACUCAACCUCUUGUGCAUCUUCUUUGGCUUAGCGGUGGGGACACUCAUCUACACACCCAUCCUUGGCUUCCUGCUGUGGCAGUGCAGAAGGAACAGAACAGGAAAGAUCACAAGCAGGGAAGUGGCAGAAGUGGAUCAGCUCAGCAGGGAAGCCCCGGUGACAGGGACAGAGGACCUGACCUAUGCCAACCUGAAGUUUGAAAAGGAGACAAAACCUGCCUCCUCCAGCAUCAUUUACACCGAGAUCAAGCCAUCACAAUAGAAGCAGAGUGGUGGGAAUGCCAGUGCAGCCAGCACAGCAGUGUAUGUCUCCCCCAGCAGAGAGGGCAAAUGAAGGAGAAGGAAGGGUGAGCAGCUUGUACAUCUGUUGGGGUUGUUCUCCCUAAAUACUAGGUGUUAGCUC